AUGCAGGCGCCUGAACCCGACCAUGACAAGAGCGACUCCUCCAAGUCGCAGUUACCCAAGAAAUACCUCUGCAAGGUGUGCAACCAGGGCUUCACCAGAAAGCACAACAUGGUGUCGCACGAGCUCAUCCACUCGUCUCUCAAGCCGCAUGUUUGCACGGUGUGCAACUUGAAGUUUCGUCGAAUCCAUGACUUGAAACGGCACGAGAAAUUGCAUACGGGUGAAAAGCCCUUCGAAUGCGAUAAGUGUUUCCGCAAGUUUGCCAGACCCGACGCUCUCACCAGGCAC
Suhomyces tanzawaensis NRRL Y-17324 is the source of this 288-nucleotide messenger RNA. It is a transcript of the gene OFI1, whose product is annotated as Ofi1p. Gene Ontology annotation, molecular function: RNA polymerase II cis-regulatory region sequence-specific DNA binding; DNA-binding transcription factor activity, RNA polymerase II-specific. The annotation marks the transcript as partial. The record is from RefSeq and is a predicted model, not a curated record. Gene Ontology annotation, biological process: regulation of transcription by RNA polymerase II. Gene Ontology annotation, cellular component: nucleus. The transcript has a single exon. Lineage: Eukaryota; Fungi; Ascomycota; Pichiomycetes; Serinales; Debaryomycetaceae.